Messenger RNA from Rotaria sp. Silwood1, 1546 nucleotides. Lineage: Eukaryota; Metazoa; Rotifera; Eurotatoria; Philodinida; Philodinidae. The record is from the annotation of a GenBank genome assembly.
UUUUAUUAUUUGAGCUUUUUUUAUCCUUUCUAGAUGUGCACAUUGUUUUGCACCUAAAUCAAAUGAUUUACAUACACGAUUUUGUACGGAAUGUGGUCUAUCUUGGCAAAAACUAACUCAUAAUCCACCGGAUAAUUAUUUAGUAAUUCAAAAUAAUUCUAUCGGAUAUGAUGACUACCCUUCAUUUGAAAAAAAGAAACUAUCUAAUCCCAUUCUGUUGAACAACUCAUAGUUAUUUACGAAAUUAUUUUUUCAUAAAAGUCAUUAUACCAGCUAAGAUAUAUAAGAGCAAUGAUGAGUAAUAUGAUCUCAAAAAUAACCUAUAUCUGACAUAUAUAUAUGAGUCUUUCGAAAACAGUAAAAAAACAUUUUUCUCUUUCAGAAUCUUGAUAAAGCUAUUAAUUCUUAUAAGAAACCCGAACAUAUGUUGAAUGUGAUAGAACUACAUAUCCGAAUCACAUUCGACGUUCUGAAGCCUAAAAACAAAAAGAAAGCUCAUAUAUUUUUCUAUUCUCAGGAAUCAUACUUAUAAAACUCGGAAAAAGUUGCAUAGUUGGUUGCCUUUGUCCUCGACAGUCAUAUCUUACAACAGCCAUCAUUGCUAUAAUACCUGUUAACCAGUAACCCUCCCCCCAGAAUAAAAGUGCAUGCCCUUAUACAGUGUCUUGGCACAUCGCUACUUUUUGAAUGGCCUUCUAUUGGGGGUCAAUUUUUGGCCAGUUUUUAAUUAAAAUCAUUUAAAAAAUGAAUAAUUAAUUAAUAACUUUAAUUAUUGUUUUUUGCUGAAAAAACUACCAUUUUUUGUAAAAACUGUACUAAUUAUGAUAGGAAAGGAAGGAUUUCGCAAAAAGAAAACAUUAGAAAAUCGGUUAUAUUUCCUUAAUUCGGGGAGGGGGGUAUAUGACUUUUCAGAACUGUAAAAUUUGAUAAAGAGUAUAUCCUUCGACGGAUCAUGUAUUGUUCUACAUAACAGUAUUGAUUACUUUACAAAUGAAUAGUAGUUAUUUUAUUUUACACGGAUAAUUUUUCUUUAAUUAGACUAAUAUAUGUACAAAUUGUAAAUCUACUAUUCCAUUUAAUUCUAACACAUGUGUUAUAUAUGAAACACCAGUAUCCAAAGAACCACAACAACGACCAACUUCUCAAAAUCAGGUUUCAAAAAAAUUAAUCAAAUUUUAAUGUUCCUCUCUAGACAAGAAUUCUAUGUCCUCAUUGUAAAUCAACAAAUCCAAUACAUUUACGAACAUAUUAUAUUUGUGAAAAUGUAUUAAUACCAACAUCGACAUCACCAGAAAAACGAACUUCAAUUUCAAUUCCAACAAUAUCAAAACAAACAAAUACAAUGAUGAUAACAUGUUCAAAAUGUUUUCGUUUAAAUAAUCCUAAUGCUCGUUUUUGUGAUUGGUGUAGUGCAUAUCCUGAUCAUGCAUCUACAUCAAUACAAUGUACAAAAUGUCAUACUAAUAAUGAUUCAUUUGGAAAAUAUUGUUCAACAUGUGGAUGUGUUCUUGAACCAUCAUUACGUAUUAUUGAUACACGUCUUUAA